This is a messenger RNA of Arachis stenosperma, 738 nucleotides long. RefSeq lists its product as uncharacterized. Bases 1 to 738 code for a protein of 245 amino acids. The record is from RefSeq and is a predicted model, not a curated record. Lineage: Eukaryota; Viridiplantae; Streptophyta; Magnoliopsida; Fabales; Fabaceae. The transcript has 2 exons.
AUGGAGGUCCGUAUUUUCUCCGAUCUGGUGAACAAGGCAAGAGUGGUUGAAGAGAACAUGAAAACGGUAGCCUCGUCAAGGGACACUCAUGGAGUAAACACUAGCAGGAGAUGCGACAACAACCUUGGACCAAGGGGACAAAACCUUAAGAAACAUGGUGAAGGGAAGCGGUCAAGAGCUUAUUCCCCUAAUAUGAAAUGUCAGGAGUGUGAGAACUACCAUCCGAAUAAGCCAUGCCAAUUGGAACUGCAUGAAUCGUUUGAAGUAUACUGUGAUACUUCUCUGAAGGGUUUAGAUUGCGUGUUGAUGCAACACUGGAAUGUGGUGGCUUACGCAUCGCAUCAGCUAAGACCGCAUGAGGUGAACUACUCAACUCAUGACCUGGAAUUAACGGCGAUUGUGUUUGCAUGGAAGAUUUGGAGGCACCACCUGUGCGAGAUGAGGUUUAGCAUCUUUUCUGAUCAUAAGAGUCUCAAGUAUGUAUUUGAUCAGAAAGAGCUUAAAAUGCGUUGGAGAAGACGGAUGGAGUUGCUAAAGGAUUAUAAUUUUGAACUGAGUUAUCACCCUGGAAAGGCGAAGGUGGUCGCAGACGCAUUGGGUCAGAAAUAUUUAACAAUUGCUUGGAUGAGAAUCAAGGAAGAAGGGCUAGUGGAGAAGUUUGUGGAUCUUAAGUUGGAUAUUGGUGAAGUUUUCGGAAGAGCUUGUUUGGGCCAGUUGCAGAUUUUAAUGCACAUUUAA